CCGCAAAGCGCCACCUGCCUCCGGCGCUGGCGCUAGGGAUUUCUGAGUUCUCCCUCCGCGGGUUGGGGCUCCGGGGGCGUACGUGCGCGGGGUUCAGGAAGGCAGAGGCCGAGUCCCCGGACCAGGUGGUCCUGCAGAAUUCGGAAUCCUCCGCCCGUCUGGGCGCCCUCUGUCCACCGUGGCGCCAAGCGGACUCGUUGACGUCCGCUGCGGCGGAGGGGUCGCGCGGGGCGCUACGUUGGAAUCAGUAGACGCGAAAAGUUCUUAUUCGCGGAGGCGGCCGGCUCGUUUUCUCGCGGCAGCCGACGAGUCAGGGGCCGUGGGCUCUCGGGUUGGGUCCUCGCAUGGUGCAGGGGAGCAGAAGGGCCUGCUAGUCUUGGGAGGGGAGCUGAGGUACCUGUCGCGGCCUGCAGUUUCCCCGCCAGCCGGGCGGAGGCCGCACACACCUUGCUGACGGGGUGGGAGGGGAGGGCCGGGUUUGUGGGUGCUGUAGGUCUGCGACCGGCGCAAGCCCUGUGGCAGCUUCUGCCUCAGGCACAGUCAGGACGGGUUUCGGUUUGGGCCUGUCAAAGCAUGAAGAAAGGCAGAUUUUGUUCAGAAGCCCUUCCUUCUCUAACAGGCUUAACCUGUGUGUGCUUCAGCAGCCAGAAAGCUGCAGCUGUGCCCAUUCGAAGUCAGAAAACUGCAAAUGCGCCUCCUAGAGGCUAGUCUUAUAAUUGGCUACACCGGCUGGAAGGGGCGAUGCUGUGCGAAGCUUGAAAUUCUUGGGGGCGGCGGGCAGAUCGGUCCGAAGAUCUAUGCUUAAAGGAAGCUGUCUCUGAAGACGUCAGUAGAAACCUGUACUGAAGGCUUCUCUUGUUAGGGAAAGCGUAUAUAUUUAAUGUUCAGAGUCUCUUCCACGUCCGUUUAUGGUUACAGAUAAUUGCUUAUUAAUUAAACAGAAGGGAGAAUAAAUGUGAAUUCUCAGUACUAAGUAAGCUAAUCUUUUAGUUUUUCUAGGGGCUCUUUUUUUGUGACCACAAUGAAAAAUUUAGACGAUGAUCUGAUAAAUGGCAAACUUCCCAAGCUCAGGAACUCAAAAGAAUGGUUGGAGCCACAGCCACUUUCUUUCAUGGAGGUGUUAGCCAAAGAAGAUAUUGAUGCAGCUAUUCAGUCAGUAUUAUACAGAGAAAAUUAUGUAAUUAAGGAACUAGAUAAGUAUUUAAAACAUCAUGAAUUCUUAAAUGCAAGAAGAAAAGAAAUAUUACACAAAAGAUGGAUUGACCAUGUGGCAGAUCCUCUCCAGAAGAAAAUUAUAGAAAAAGUUUGUUCACAUAAGAAGAUUAAAAAAAGGAGACAAGAGGAAUUGGAUGGUUUUUUAAAAUAUGUAAAUAAAAAGGGAAAUGCAUUUAUAGAGCAUUAUGACCCAAAAGAAUAUGAUCCUUUUUACAUGAACAAAGAGGACCCGAAUUUUCUGAAGGUUAUCAUCCCACCUUUUCGUGACCCUUUGAAAAAGGCACAAUAUGAUAAAGACGAUGGGAAAAGAACUCUUCUUCAGUGCGAGACUGGCAAAAUAUAUGCAAUGAAAGAAUUUAAAGAGAUUGAGAAGGCCAAACUACAUUCCAGACUUCCAGGAAUUUCUAAUUCAAGGCACUUUAUGACUCCAAAUGAAUGGCUUAAACUGCCUACAAACUACAUAGAAAGUGAAUUUUGUAAAAGGAGCAGGUUAAAAGUGAAAACGAAUUUUAACGAAAGUAGUUUUGAUUUGAAACCCUUGGCAAGAGCUCCUCAUCUGGAAUCCCAGGAAGAAGAAGCAGCAGUUAUUUACAAGUUUUAGCAACCAAGGAGUACACACCCUGAUCCUUGACUGGUAAAAGACACAAAAGAAGGCUGCUUCAAAGGAAGCCAUCUACCAGCAGAAAUCAUUGGGUAUGAGGACCAAAGAAGGCACUCAAGGAUUGUUCUGUGUCUAAGAAAAGCAUCUGCAAUAAACAUUUAAUUUUUGA
Messenger RNA from Sus scrofa (pig), 1985 nucleotides. The record is from RefSeq and is a predicted model, not a curated record. NCBI's taxonomy places the organism in Eukaryota, Metazoa, Chordata, Mammalia, Artiodactyla, Suidae.